This is a messenger RNA of Haliaeetus leucocephalus (bald eagle), 619 nucleotides long. It is a transcript of the gene UBALD2, whose product is annotated as UBA-like domain containing 2. Bases 67 to 387 code for a protein of 106 amino acids. The record is from RefSeq and is a predicted model, not a curated record. The transcript has a single exon. NCBI's taxonomy places the organism in Eukaryota, Metazoa, Chordata, Aves, Accipitriformes, Accipitridae.
GGCAGGUUGGGACCCCCAAAAACAUCCGUGACUGAUCUGACACCCACCCUCUUCUCUCCCCCGCAGAUGUGCACCCCCAGCAACACGCCGGCCACGCCACCCAACUUCCCGGACGCUCUGGCCAUGUUCUCCAAGCUGCGGACCUCCGAGAGCCUGCAGAGCAGCAACAGCCCCAUCACCUCCAUGGCCUGCUCCCCCCCAGGGAGCUUCAGCCCCUUCUGGGCCUCCUCGCCCCCCAGCCACCAGCCUGCCUGGUUGCCCCCCUCCUCGCCCACCGCCCACGGCCUCCACCACCACUUGCACCACCCACAACCUGCCUGGCCCCCUGCCCCUCCGCCUGCCGCCCCCCCACAGAAAGCCGUGGCCACCAUGGACGGCCAGAGAUAAGACUGGGUUAGCAGAGGGGGGGGGGUGGAAAUGGGGGUUGGGGGGGAAGGGAGGUCUGGGCCAGGGCGUUGGGAGCAGGGGCUCCCCAAGAAACGCACUGGAAUAAUUUUCUAGGUUUUAUUAUUAUUUUUAAGGGGGGGGGACAUGCUGCCAGGGAGGACACUGGCCCAUGAGAGCCUCUGCAAGAGUCACUAGCUGGUCUUUUCUCCCCCCAUUAUUUUUUUUUUUAAAU